Messenger RNA from Penicillium maclennaniae, 1080 nucleotides. RefSeq names its product glycoside hydrolase family 95 protein. NCBI's taxonomy places the organism in Eukaryota, Fungi, Ascomycota, Eurotiomycetes, Eurotiales, Aspergillaceae. Gene Ontology annotation, molecular function: alpha-L-fucosidase activity. The record is from RefSeq and is a predicted model, not a curated record. The transcript has a single exon. Bases 1 to 1080 code for a protein of 359 amino acids.
AUGAUCAUCCCUCUUCUUUUCUGCAUCGUUGAAUUUGGCAACUUAGCGACUGCGAAAUGGCUCUGGUCGAGUUCUCCAGCUGAUGUUUCGGGGAUUGAAAAGACCGCAUACCCCCUGGGUAAUGGCCGUAUGGGCCUCCUACCCGCUGGAUGUUCCGGAUCCGAAAGCAUCAACGUUAACCUAGACAGUCUCUGUACAGGCGGGCCUCUCGAGAUUUCAAGAUAUUCUGGAGAGAAUCCACCUGAAGACCGGUCUCACAUCUUGCCCGGUAUACGAGAAGAAAUUUUCCAAAAUGGAACAGGCAAUGUUAGCGCGCUUUUCAGCCCAAUCUCUUCUUACGAAUCAUACACGCCUCUUGCCAAACUGACAGUCUAUAUUGGCGGUAUUGAUGACCCCUCUUCCUACUUUCGAGGCCUAGAUCUCACCACAGGAGUUCACAAGGUCUCGUUCUUGAGUGGGGGGAAUCAGUUCAAUGUUUCUAUCUUUUGCUCAAGACCUGAUGACGUUUGUGUUUAUCACCUCGCGUCGAAGUCUAUAAUGCCGAAUAUUCAUUUCAGUUUACAGAAUGAGUACCUAAAUAAAUCGCUGGUAGAAACUACCUGCACUGAGGGCCAGCUGCAGUUCAAUGGCCAACUAGCGCAUCCGGGAAUGAAGUUCCUCGGAAUCGCGCAGGCGCUCCAGCCAAGCAGUAUUAUGUGCGAUGGGAAUUCACUCGCACUUUCCAGCAUGUCCAAGUCAAAGACUGUGACGAUUGUUAUUAGAGGCGGAACAAGCUACGAAAUCUCACACGGAAAUCAGAAAUUUAGAUUCUCGUUUCGUGGAGAUGAUCCAGAGCCCUCGCUCAAGAAGACCUUUGCUGCCGUUAUUUUCAAGUCAUACGAGGAGAUCUUAGCACGUCACAUCACAGACUACCAGAGGCUCUUUAACACUUUCUCUCUCGAUCUACCGGACUCUUCAAAUUUCAGCACAAUCACAACAGCCGACUUGAUACUGACAUACGAUCCCAGCAAUGGAAAUUCCUUUCUAGAAUCCUUACUAGUUGACUACGGUCGCUAUCUCCUCGUAGAGUUCUGUUGGUGA